AUGCCGCCAAAACUUCCACCGCCGGCGGCGAAAAAUGUCGCUACCCCAGGAGCUUCGGCCGGGGCAGCGGAGCUGCCGGCGCCGGUCUUGGCUAGGGCGGCGCCUGGUGCGAGGCCGCCCAGAGGUGCGGUUACGCCAGCCCCCAGGGGACCUGCGCCGCCUCCGAUACGGGCGCCGACCCAGACGGCGGCUGGGGGGGGGGGGGGAACCGCGCUUAUGCCUAGGGCGCCAGCUCCUCCGCGAGGACCGGUACCUCCGCCUACUGCCGGUCCGCGGCCACCACCGGUGCCGGUUCCCAGGGCCGAGGUGACAACAACGCAGAGACCAUGGCCGAGGCAAAUGGCGGCAGCUCCGGGCUCUGGUGCUCAAAACUCCACUCGCAACGGCUCGAGCGCGUCGGCGGGAGAUGAUCGAAACCCACCGCGCGGUCAGUGGGGCGACGACGGAUACGAUGCUUAUGGUGUUGGGUUGCACAGGGGCCCUUCCUCAACCGGUGGAGACCGAGGAUAUGCUCGGGUGGACAAGGGACAGAGUAACAAUGGUUUCCAAGGACCGACCGGGAACUUUGUCGAGGGAGCUCCCGGUCCCAACCAUGCUUUUCGCGGGCGCUUCCGUGGAGGUCGGGGCGGUAACCGCAGGUUUAAUCAGACUCGGUAUGCUAGGACGGCUACAGUGACGGAGGUUGCGGAGGGUGCAUCAGAGUUACCCCAGGUGGCAGUGGAGACGGUGCAGGCUUUGGCUUCAGUCUCGCUGCCUGAGCCUAUGCAGACUGAGGAUACUGUUUCCGAGCACGGUUCUGACAAGCUCGAGAGUGACAAAUUGUCUAAGUGGGCGGCUAAGAAGAAAAAGCUCACUUGUUUCCGGUGUGGGGAACCGGGGCACUUUUUGGUCCAGUGUACGGCGGAGCUUUGUGAUCUUUGCCGGAAGCCUAAUCACACAGCGGCUGACUGUCCUCUGAUGUUGGGGCCAAAACCAUCCGUCCAGAUAUACGGGGUGUGUUGCUCCGAGUUGAUGUUUUUUGAAUCUCCGUCUGCGGAACCUUCCGCGCCCAUAGUGGAAACCUCCUUCCCCGGUGUUGUGAAGGUGGUCCACGGGCCUUUGACCGAAGCACAGAUUAUUCAGCAGUUGAGAGAGCUAGCUCCGGGUAAUUUUCAGUGGUCAUUACUUAAGCUCUCUGAUAAUUCGUAUAAAGUGGACUUCCCUUCUAAGGAGGACCAGGUGAGGAUUCUCAAGUUUGGUAUGAGCAGGGUCACAGGCACUAGCUUUGUGCUGGCGUUCGAUGAGUGGAAAAAGAAAGAACCACAGGGCACACCUUUAACUCAGAUUUGGGUUCGUUUCUCUGGUGCCCUGUCUGAUCCUUUGGACAGCUUUUUGGUGACAUGGAGUCUGGGGUCGCUGAUAGGUAAGACCGAGCAGGUGGAUAUGCAGUUCACUCGGGCUCAUGGGGUCGCACGACUGCUAGUUAGUGUCGCCAAUAUUCAGUACUUGCCAGACGUGGUGCCUUGGACUUACGCAGGCGUUCUGUAUCAGUUGGACGUGCACUAUGAGGAUCCUGAUCUUUUCAAUGAGUUUGAGGAUGACAAUCCCAUGGACACUUCUGAGGGAGGUGGGGGUUCAGGUACCAGGGAUGACAAUGCUAAGAGUAAUGAGGAUAAGGCUUUGGGACCGUCGGGGCAGUCGGAGAAUGCCGACUCCACUCCUGUUGGGCCGUCCUCCACGGUACCAACUACCACGCUUCAGCUGGGUUCUCUUGGGGCCUUCUCGGCGCCGCCGAGAUUGUCGAGUGUUAGGGCUGGUCCUCCGAGUCCAAGACUUAGAUUAUGUGUGGGGAGGUCGGUCGACCACAUUGAUGAGGUGGGGCAGCAGGCCCCGUCGUCUGUCCCUCGCUCGCCUUCGGCCAUGGCGAUCGUGGCGGAGCCGGUCGCUGCGGGACGAGCGGACUUGCAGGAGGCUAGACCUUCUGGGUCCUUGAUGUGGCUGGAGACUGGGGGCGGCGCGGCCCCACUGGAGAGGUCCCCGGAUGGCAGGGAAACGGGUGCGCAGGAGGCCGCCCUUUCUCCUGCGGUGGCACUGGAAGGCAGCCUGGUGGGUGCGCUUCCUGCGGAACCGGCAGCGCCUUUUUCUUUGGGCACGAGCAUCGGCGAGGUGGAUACUUCGUCAUCUCGGGUGGCUGCUCCGGCGGCUCCGGUGAUGGUCUUAGCGGCUGGGGGACGGGCAGGAGGCUCUUCCCCUAGCGCUACUUCGCGCGAGGAGGUCCGCGAGUUGGAGGAUUCGGCAUCUCUGGUGGCUGCUCCGGUGGCCUCGGUGAUGGCCACUGCGGCUGUGGGACGGGCAGGAGGCUCUUCCCCUACCGCUACUUCGCGCGACGAGGUCAUCGCGUUCGGUGGGAUCCCGGACCCGGUCUCUGUAGGGAGACAGGUCAGCGGGAGACUACAGGAGCACUCCGAUGUUGAUGACAUGCAGCUGAGGUGCGCGUUGAGAGCGGCCAAGCUGCGGGACGUCGAGACUACAACUAGUUAUCUUCAGGGCCACAGCGUUGAUCCGUAUGUGGUCGCUACUCACUCCGAUGGAGGACAGGGGGCAUUUGGCUACUGCAUCUACCCGAUGGGAGAUGGUAGCUCGGGUUAUUUUCAACCGGUUUGGAUGGCGGUCAUGUAAUAGGAUAGGCAUGUAGUGCUCCUAUUUUUUGCCAGCCGGUUGUGGCUUUAUGUUUACGCUCGUCUGAGCGGCUUGUCGUCUUUUUUACUUUAAACC
Molecule: messenger RNA, 2754 nt
Organism: Triticum aestivum (bread wheat)
Lineage: Eukaryota; Viridiplantae; Streptophyta; Magnoliopsida; Poales; Poaceae
Exons: 2
Coding region: 1-2658 (885 amino acids)
Molecular function (GO): nucleic acid binding; zinc ion binding
Source: RefSeq, a predicted model, not a curated record